ACAGACCGACCCGCAGCCAGUCCACUCACUGAUGCCUCGAUCCUGCCCAGGAACACAGCAGCUACGCGCCUCAUCUCAGCCUUAACUCGUAAACACUCACAACAUCUGGAGGAGGACCGAAAAAGCCAACGCUGCCCGCAGCUGCAGGUCUUUUUUUUCCCUCUUUCAUUCCUGCGUAACCGGGAGAAAGUGCCGCGUCCUUGAAAUUAACUGUAACUUGGAAGAAAGGCAAAGUGAGAAAGAGAGAGAGUUGGAGGCGAAAUAAAUCUCGCUUCGAGUACUUCAUCACGAACCAGCAUAAAGGAGGUGAAUGGACCUCCACCGCCCCUUCAAGAUGGACAGCCCCUCCUACCUACCGGCUCCACUGGCGUCCCCUGCCCUGAUGGUCCUAGCUUCCACUGCAGAGUCUGGCCGAGACGCCUCUGUCCCCUGCCAAGCGCCGAGGCCCUUCGGCGUCCCCGUCUCUGUGGAGAAGGACCUCCACCUCCCCUUCCCUUCAGCCUCCUACACGUUUACCUCCAUGUAUCAGCGCCAGGGCCCCAUGUCAGGCACCUUUUCGUCCCGAGACUUCCCGGCCUCCCUGCUCCACCUGCACCCACAGUUCACCCCACCAAACCUGGACUGCUCCACCCUGGGCAUGCUCAACCACAGCGGUGUGGGCGCCUUCCGGCCUUUCUCCUCGCCUCAAGAUGAGAGGGAGUCCGGGGGUUACCAGUCUGCUUUCACCCCCGCCAAGAGGCUGAAAAGCUGCUUUCCAGAGGUGGAGGGGAAGGAGUUUGACUUUGGCUCCCUCGGAGGCUCCCUCAAAGCUGGGGAGGAGUCAGGGAGGAAGCUGUUCUCCAUGUCCGGCCUGCUGUCUGAUGGAGAGGCUUCAUCGAGCCCCGAGGAGCGCAAAGAGCACAGCAAAGUCAAAGGUCUGUAUGACGCUCAGACCCCGGCGUGUCCAGUCUGCAAGGCCGUGCUGCGACCCGGAGAGCUGCAGGAGCACAUGGAGCAGGAGUUAGCCAAACUCGCCCAGCUGCAGAUCAGUGCAACUCCGGUCCAGCACGACCACUUCAUAAGGACGCCAAAGUCUCUUUCACUGUCCCUGCACAUCAAGCGAGAGGGAAGUUCCCCCACCUCGCCCCCUCGACCGGCCGAGGAAGCGCACUCUGACCGAUACCAGACGUUUCUCCGCGUCCGGGCCAACAGACACACCAGAUUAAACGUCGAUGACCUCUGCUGGUGCAGGUGCUACGUCAAAUCUGCCCCAUUACGCCCCCACAGCGCAGGAGCCCACCUAGACUGCGCACAAGCUGUCAGGAUCGGAAAGCUGAAGAGGAGAAAACCAGAGGACGCACAGGAGGGGUCGGCAGACUUGUUGGCAUUGGAGGACGACUGGAAUGAGAGGAGAAGGAUACAGAUGGCAUCUAUAGGCUUUAAAGGUGCAAUGUUGGUGAGCACCACCUCUAAGGAGUGUCGAGACAGCGAUGCAGACCUGGACGUAGACGGAGAUGACACUCUGGAGUACGGCAGGGCACAAUACACAGACACAGAUGUGAUUCCCUGUUCGGGAGAAAGCUCCAAAGAGACGGCAGUGAACAGCAACAGCAGCAGCGUGCCGCCUGAAUCCAGAGUAAACUUGGACUUUAAUAAAUGGUCAAAUGAUGGAAGUCCGUCUACAAGCGGUGGAGAGAAACAGGAUGGCAGUGCAGCCGGUCUCACUCAAACCUGCAAAAACGCUGAGAUAGAGAUGCUCUCGGAGGACUCCACGCUGACAACAUUAGAUGCACUUAAGGCUCGGAUACGGGACUUGGAGAAACAGCUGUCUAAAGGAGACAGGUUUAAAUGUCUCAUCUGCAUGGACACCUACACAACACCGCUCACCUCCAUCCAGUGCUGGCAUGUUCACUGUGAGGAGUGUUGGCUUCGAACGCUGGGAGCAAAGAAGUUGUGUCCUCAGUGCAACACCAUCACCUCACCUGGAGACCUGAGGCGAGUUUACCUGUGACUCACUUUCAGGGAUUUCUUCUGUUUUGACCAAUCAGGCUUGGACUUGUUAGGCAGCUGGCCUGUCAUGCAAGCCCACCUUUCCCCUCUCCCAUCCCUCUUCCUUUUCCUCCUUCUCACUCCUUUUCGGUCUUACCAUCGUUGUUCUCCUAACAGCUACUAACUAACUGAGUGCGACCUCUGACCUGUACAAUAUCCGUGUUUCUACUGCAUCGUCCAGCAGAUCAGAAGAAACAUCUAAAACCAUCUGAGAGCUCAGGCACUGAGAAAAAAAAUGCUUCGAGACUAUUUAUCGAUUUUUAAAAAAAAAUCUUUUGUUUCUGUUUUAUGGAAAGAUGAUUGAACUGAAUCGCAAAGCACAUGUACAUAAUGUUGUGUAUGUAUGUUUGCAGUGGUGUGUGUAUAGGAUGUUGACUAGCAGACUGUAUUUACUGUACAGAGUUUGUCUUUGCUUAGAUCACUUAUUCUUUGUUUAGCUCUUGUAGGUUGGAAACAUUUACAGUAAUAAUCACCACAUGGGGACUUGUUUUGUCUUUGUUAUUGGCGUAUUUCUUUGUAUAGGAUCACUCAAAUCUAAUUUUAUCAACAUUACUA
Molecule: messenger RNA, 2583 nt
Organism: Pelmatolapia mariae (spotted tilapia)
Lineage: Eukaryota; Metazoa; Chordata; Actinopteri; Cichliformes; Cichlidae
Gene: rnf220b
Product: ring finger protein 220b
Exons: 16
Coding region: 311-1990 (559 amino acids)
Biological process (GO): protein ubiquitination
Molecular function (GO): ubiquitin protein ligase activity; metal ion binding
Source: RefSeq, a predicted model, not a curated record